AUGGAAGAACUUCAAAAUGUUAUGUGUUCCAUGUGUUUAAAUGCAAAUGUGGAACCCCUGGUUACUUUUUGUCCUGCAUGUAUUGACAAGGCUCUUAAAUUUAGGGAGCAAAUUGUGUUUGAUAAGAAAUUGUCAGUAGCGGAUGGUUCUCAGGGUUCUACUGAUGAGAUGCAGAGUCAAGCGUCACAGCCCUUAACGCCGGCUCAAGUGGAGCCAAGUACCUCUGCAGCUUCUGCUGCAAUUACUUUAAAGGAUAUUGCGUCUGUUAUGUCAUCCGCACUUUCUGAGGCAUUGUCUGCUUUUCCUAUUUUUCACGGUAAACGCAAAAGAAAGGAAGCCCAUGGGGUUAAUACAGCUUCUGAUGCCCAGUUGGCGAUCUCUGAUAUACCCUCUCUGAGCUCUGAAGUGGGGGAAUACCCACCUUCUGUUUUGGAUGCUGGAAAAGGGAUGUCUAUGGAUACGAGGAAAAGCUGGAUUGAAGAAAAGGCUUUGAUCCUGAAGCAGACUUUCUGUGAGUUGCCAAGCUACGAUGCUAUAAUUCCCAUCUUGCUGGAGCAUGGACUUGACAGCCUUCCAAAGCACUGUAGACUUACUCCAGGCAUUCCUUUGAAGCCAAUGUUGGCACAUCCAACUAAAGGCAUUGGGGAAGUGUUGAAGCGUUUUGAUGAAGCUGCUUUUACAUGUGAAUAUAAGUAUGAUGGAGAACGUGCACAGAUAAAGAAAGAAAGUGUGAAAUCCUGUAUUCUUGAUACAGAGGCUGUAGCUUGGGACCCAGAGAAGAAGCAGAUCCAGCCUUUUCAAGUACUCACAACAAGAAAGAGAAAGGAUGUGGAUGCCUCAGAGAUUAAAGUGCAAGUGUGUGUUUAUGCGUUUGACAUGCUUUAUCUCAAUGGGGAGUCGCUGGUUAAGGAGACCUUUGCUAAACGACGGCAGCUUUUGCUGGAAUCAUUUGUGGCGACAGAGGGAGAGUUCAUGUUUGCUACCUCCAUGGAUACUUCAAACACUGAUGAGAUAUCAGAAUUUCUUGAACAGUCCAUUAGAGAUUCAUGUGAAGGACUAAUGGUGAAGACAUUGGAGCAAGAUGCCACUUAUGAAAUAGCAAAGCGAUCUCACAACUGGUUAAAAUUGAAGAAGGAUUAUCUAGAAGGUGUUGGAGACACUUUAGAUCUGGUUGUAAUAGGUGGAUACCUUGGGAAAGGAAAACGAACUGGAAUAUAUGGAGGCUUCCUACUUGCAUCAUAUGACGAGGAGAGUGAAGAGUAUCAAACCAUCUGUAAGAUUGGAACAGGGUUUACAGACGAGGACUUGGAGAAACAUUUUAACUUUCUGAAGGACAAUGUUAUUGAUAGUCCACGUAGCUAUUAUCGCUGGGACAGUUCCACUCAGCCUGAUCACUGGUUUGAUCCUAUGCAAGUUUGGGAGGUGAAGUGUGCAGACCUUUCUAUUUCCCCUGUACACAAGGCUGCUCUUGGACUGGUCGAGGCCGAAAAGGGAAUCUCGCUGCGCUUUCCUCGUUUCCUUCGUGUUAGAGAUGACAAGAAACCUGAAGAGGCAACAAGCAGUUUUCAGGUUGCUGAUCUCUACAAAAAGCAGCAACAAAUUCAGAACACAAAUGCAACAGAAAAAACGGAGGAGGAUUUUUACUAGCUUAUGAAAAACCUUCAGAUACCACUACACAUUUUGGGUAUUAGAAGAUACUUCCAGAAUUCAAUCAUGAAUAUGAAUGUUUUUUUUUUAUGACAACAGUAGGACGGUCAUCUGGAUGGUUAACCAUCACGCAGCAGUAAUGAAUGUUUAAAGCAUUCCAUUGGGACAUGAGAUUUUUAACCUCUUAAGGACAUAUGACGGAAGUUUUCCGUCAUAAAACAAUUGAGCAAACUGAAAGCUGUGUCCUUAAAGGGUUAAUGUCUGUUUUGUUUGUGUACAUAUAGUGAUCCAGUGGAAACAUUAUCUUAUCUAUCUCUAUACAUCAUUCUGCCUAUUUUCAUUCUAUAUGGGUACAUUUAAAGAUAUGUUGUCAGGUAAUAUGUUCUGCUAUCUAAAAUAUGAAAUUUUGUCUAAAAUAAAUAUUUGGAACAUUUUUGUUUA
Bombina bombina (fire-bellied toad) is the source of this 2088-nucleotide messenger RNA. RefSeq names its product DNA ligase 1. Gene Ontology annotation, molecular function: DNA binding; ATP binding; DNA ligase (ATP) activity. Lineage: Eukaryota; Metazoa; Chordata; Amphibia; Anura; Bombinatoridae. Gene Ontology annotation, biological process: DNA recombination; lagging strand elongation; DNA repair. The record is from RefSeq and is a predicted model, not a curated record. Gene Ontology annotation, cellular component: nucleus; mitochondrion.